This is a messenger RNA of Fusarium keratoplasticum, 813 nucleotides long. RefSeq lists its product as uncharacterized. Bases 1 to 813 code for a protein of 270 amino acids. The record is from RefSeq and is a predicted model, not a curated record. The transcript has 3 exons. Lineage: Eukaryota; Fungi; Ascomycota; Sordariomycetes; Hypocreales; Nectriaceae.
AUGGAUAAACCGCCUUCAAGAUAUAGCGUGCAAAUAGCACUUGAUCAAAAGCUACUUGAGGUCAAAGGGAAAAGCCACGAUCUAUGCUGUGCUUGGGGGUUUCUUUGGGACGGCUCAAAUGAUCCCAUCUACAACAUAGUAGGAUGGAUAUCGCCUAUGGAUUCUCCUGUAGAGACAAUCGCCUGGGAUGAAAAAUAUUAUAUUACCGCCAGCAAGAGAGGGCAUCGGCAUGGUAAGAUGGUCAAUAAAGCCAUGGAAGCCACGCCCAUCGUCGGAGGUCAAGAGUUUAUAGUAACGGACUUUCAGCAUACAGAAGUCAGAAAAGGCCCAGACACUCUCGGGAAGGAUUCUUUUGGGUACAGAAUAGAACUCAAGUGCUCUAUCGUUCUCAACUUAGCUCUGGACCUGGAGGAGCUCGCGGCUGAUAAUUCCACGCCGGCUUUCAUCGCCAGUGAAGGCGAAGAGCCACUCGACCUUGGUAAAACUGGUGCCAUCACACCCACGAAAACUUUACUGUUCUUUUUUGUCAAGAAGAACAUAUUGGAAAGACGCCAUGGGUUCAAUUUCAAGCUUUUGGAGCACCUUCCAAUCGUCUAUGACUACGGCAAUCAGUCUACCCAGUUCACGAAGAUCAAGUUGGUGUACAAAGAUAGUAGACCUCAACUCUCGCCUGAUGUUGAAGCCAAGAAGAACGAGUCCUUACUCUUCCUCAUGGCGAGACAACCUGUUCCGAGAUUAGAGGAUACAUUUGAAUCUAUACCUAUGGAGGAGAACAGCCGGCAGGGAGCGACGCAAAAUGAACCGAAGUAUUGA